CCUUCGACAGUCAUGAGGAACAAAACCUAUCAUCCAUAUCCCGUAAACCGCCAGAAUGUUCCCUAUAAGCGCAGGGCCGUCGCUCAACUCCCGACUCCUAGUCGGUCAAAUCCGACCACCAUCAUUGAUCAAAGACUAGUGGAAGGUGCACAGGAGCCUUUCCUCCAUAGGCCACCUAGAGAAGUACAUAGGAGCUAUGUGUCUGAGCCACAGAUGCUUCCUCGUGACGAUAGCUUGGAGCUGGAUGCGUUCGCUGACAUCCAAACUUUAGACCUUGAACUACUGGCCCAAUCGGAUGAACAAACACGGAGUCUCCAGGCGGCCGGUCUGGUCACAGACCGUGGCUCAUUGCCGUCUAGACCGUCUCAAGCAACGAACUAUAAUCAAGUCUCUCGUUUCUUUCAUGCUGGUCCACAUGUCACCCCACAUCAAAGCUUGGGAUCUAGCUCUUCGGACACGGGUGUAAGAUCGCCAUCUAGUCCAUUGGUUAGAUUGCGGGCCGAGAGGAUGAAUGUACAAUCUCGCCAGCAUAAUUUGGAAGCCAGGGAUGUUCCUCAUACAUCCUACGACUAUGGAAAAUCUUGUCCCCACUCUACUGAAAUAUUGCCGACUGCUUCCCACGGACGGCCGAAAAGUCCCUUCAAACAAAUUCCGGUUUCCAUUCGAGGCAUUGUCCUUGUAUCUGUGCAUGAGCUUCCAGAUAAAUACCGUCCAAUGUUCCCAUUUCCUGUCUUCAAUGCCGUGCAGUCCAAAUGCUUCCACCCGGUUUACAAAACCGAUAGCAACAUUGUCCUCUCGGCCCCCACGGGUAGUGGGAAAACAGUUAUAAUGGAACUGGCAAUCUGUCGAUUGCUCAAUUGCCUAAAAGAUGAACGAUUCAAGGUGGUAUACCAGGCGCCAACCAAGUCUCUUUGCUCAGAGAGGUUCAGAGACUGGAAUACGAAGUUUCACACUUUAGGGCUGCAGUGUGCAGAAUUAACUGGGGAUACAGAUCCCGCCCAGUUGAGGAGGGUUCAGAACAGUCAAAUAAUCAUUACUACGCCGGAGAAGUGGGACAGUAUGACUCGUAAAUGGAAGGAUCAUGCACGCUUAAUGCAGCUGGUCAAACUCUCCCUCAUUGACGAAGUCCAUAUUCUCAAGGAGGCUCGUGGUGCAACUCUGGAGGCUGUCGUAUCUCGCAUGAAAACCAAUGGAUCAAAUGUCCGCUUCGUUGCUCUCAGUGCUACUGUCCCAAACUCUGAAGAUAUCUCAACUUGGCUAGGCAGGGACUCAACAAAUCAGCAUGUGCCCGCACAUCGGGAACAUUUUGGAGAGGACUUUCGCCCAGUGAAGUUACAAAAGUUUGUGUACGGCUACCAAUCGCACGCCAAUGACUUUGCAUUCGACAAAAUGUGUGGCUCAAAGCUUCCAGACCUCAUAGCAUCUCAUUCCUCCAAGAAGCCUAUAAUGAUAUUUUGCUGUACGAGGAAUUCGGCUGUUGCUACUGCUAAGGAGCUGGCUCGCUUGUGGUCAAUGUCUAAUCCUCCUGCGAGGCUGUGGAAAGGACCAGGUAGGCCUAUGGAGGUGCAAAACAUGGACCUGAAAAGCACAAUCGGUGCCGGGGUAGCUUUCCACCAUGCCGGUCUUGAUCCGGGUGACCGUCGUUCAGUCGAGACAGGAUUCCUACAGGGGCUAAUUAGCAUAAUAUGCUGCACGUCUACUCUUGCAGUUGGAGUAAAUCUGCCAUGUCAUCUGGUAAUUAUAAAAGGCACAGCCGGAUGGCAAGAGGGCGGCUGCAAAGAAUAUUCAGACCUGGAUAUUAUGCAAAUGCUUGGCCGUGCAGGCAGACCGCAAUUCGAUGACAGCGCUACGGCUGUGAUCAUGACAAGGAAAGAACGCGAAAACCACUAUGAGAAGCUUGUGUCUGGCUCCCAGAGUCUAGAAAGCUGCUUGCAUCUGAACCUUGUUGAUCACUUGAAUGCUGAGAUUGGGCUUGGUAAUGUCACAAACAUCGAUUCUGCUAUACGAUGGCUCGCUGGCACGUUUCUGUUCGUGAGAAUGAGAAGAAACCCAACUCACUAUCAUCUUAAAGAGGACGCUGACAGGGGUGAUGAAGAUGAAAUGCUGCGACAAGUAUGCGAGAAAGAUAUCAAGCUUCUACAGGAAUGUGGGCUGGUCUCCACCGAUGGCCUCAGAUCCACCAAUUCUGGCGAUGCCAUGGCUCGGUACUAUGUGCGGUUUGAGACAAUGAGAACAUUGCUUACACUCAAACCCCACUCAAGCAUAUCCCAAGUUCUGUCGGUUAUUUCAAGGGCAGAUGAGUUCCGUGAGAUACGCCUCAAGGCAGGUGAGAAGUCUCUUUACAAGGAGAUCAACCGUGCCAGCGCAAUCCGGUUCCCAGUCAAUGUGGAUAUAGCGCUCCCAGCCCACAAGAUCUCGCUGCUGAUCCAGUCUGAGCUGGGUGCGGUGGAUUUACCCGACGGGGAAUUGUUUCAGAAGCAUAAAUUUGCUUUCCAGCAAGAUAAGACCUUCGUCUUCUCUCAUAUUAACAGACUCAUCCGCUGCGUCAUAGACUGUCAGGUAGGCCUUGAAGAUUCGAUCACAUUGCGGAAUGCUUUGGAGCUUGCACGGAGCUUCGGUGCCAAGGUCUGGGAUGACUCGCCACUGCAGAUGAAGCAAAUCGAGCAGAUCGGAGUUGUUGCCGUUCGAAAGCUAGCAUCAGCUGGAAUCACCAGUAUUGAAGCGCUGGAGCUUUGCGAGCCCCAUCAGAUUGAUAUGACCUUGAGUAGAAAUCCCCCAUUCGGCAGGAAGUUGUUAGACCGACUUGUCGAUUUUCCCAAGCUUCGAGUGUCCAUCAAGAUGACUGGAAAGGACUCCAAACCUGGCAAUGCAGUGAAGAUCCAGAUGAAGGCCGAAGUUGCCUUCAUGAACCCAAAGAGUCCGACCUACUUCCAGAGACGCCCGGUAUACAUCUGCUUCUUGGCAGAAACUUCGGACGGCCGUCUGCUCGAUUUUCGGCGUAUAAGUGCGAGUAAGAUGUCUAAUGGUCAAGAGAUACUGUUGGCCGCGGAUUUGAAGAGUGCUGGCCAAUUUGUGACGUGCUAUGCCAUGUGUGACGAUAUAGCUGGAACUACUAGAUCUGCGCAGCUGAAGCCUGAUAUUCCUGCAUCCUUGUUUCCAGCACAGCUGGAUUCACAUCCCGAUUCUGUAUCGACAAGACCUCAACCCAAUAUUUCACGCCGACGCAGCAACGACACGUCUCAAACCAAAUAUACCAGUAAUCUGAAUAUUAACACAUGGGACAGCGAUGAUUUAUUGUUCGACGAGUUCUUGGAAAAGGACGAAGCCGAGAACUGGUCUUGUACCAACAAGCUGCCAGAAUCUUCAGGCAAUAAAGCACGCAAUAAGUCAAAAAACGAAAGCAAAUAUCCAGAGAAAGCUGGCAAAGCGGCCGAGGCUGAGGAGCCCACUCGACUCGAAAAUGGCAGGUGGGCGUGCAACCAUCGAUGCAAAGAUAAGACAACCAGGUGUAAGCAUUUAUGUUGCCGCGAUGGACUCGAAAAGCCACCAAAAGCAAGCAAGAAGCGACUUUCAGACGAGACAAAAGGACUCAAUCAGAUGACGUUACCAGCGACAAUAGUCAAGAAGAAUACUCACGUAGCCAGCAUUUCUAGUACCGAGGUCUGCGCAAACCAUGCAAUACUGUCUGGCCCGACACCCAAGCCCUCGCACAAGUCAAAGACCGAUAACAGUGACAAAGCCAGGAUUAACCCCAGUGCUCCAGCCCGCACCAGCAAGGAAGACUCUUCGAGCGAGUACGGAGACGACAGUUUCAGUGAUUUUCCUUCACCAUCGGCCUUGUUGUUUGAUUACUCCGCAACACCAACAAAGAAGGACCUUGAACCCCCGACAAACGAAGGUGAGCUAGACCUAAAUGAUGACUGGAUCGACGAUGAAAUCUGGCUUGACCCCGGGUCACCACCCCCAGACUCUAGCCCCGCUGGACAAUCCCGCGUCAUCAUAGAAAAGGUUAGUCAAGAUGAAACGACUCAUGCAUCACAAAGCGUUCAUACGGCUAUUCCAAAGACCAACCCUGAGAAUCCAGAUAGCCAAGUCGAUAAUCUCCCCACCUUUGACAUCUCCCAUGGAAAGAAGCGGAAUCUUCCCCCAACAACAAACAGUGACAGCAUGUCUAAAAAGUGUAAAACAGACAAAGCUACCACCGGCACAGAUAAAAGCCAAAGUAACAAUGACAUAGUAACUAGUGGUUCAGUGCCUUCGGAGCCCGUCCAUGAAACAUCAACCAUCCCAGAAGGCUGGGAAGAUAUCGACCGUGAUCUACUAGAUGAGUUCAAAGACAUCAUCAAUUUAUUUUAAGCGGAGGAGAAUGAAAUCUUGUGGGGUCGGGAAUAUGCGUGCGGGGUAUCUCUUUCC
Messenger RNA from Aspergillus sclerotioniger CBS 115572, 4413 nucleotides. RefSeq names its product putative DEAD/DEAH box DNA helicase (Mer3). The coding region runs from base 13 to 4356 and encodes 1447 amino acids. The transcript has 11 exons. Gene Ontology annotation, molecular function: ATP binding; nucleic acid binding. The record is from RefSeq and is a predicted model, not a curated record. Lineage: Eukaryota; Fungi; Ascomycota; Eurotiomycetes; Eurotiales; Aspergillaceae.